AUGAGCUUUAUGUGUCAGCAGAACAGCUACUUGAAGGAGCUGCAUGCAAAAGUUACCAGUUGCAAACCAGCAAAACUUGCUCUGGUAGAGAAUGGCAAGAAAACAACCGUGCAGGGAUAUGAGGUUAUCCUUAAUGACACCAUUCUGUUUCCUGAAGGUGGGGGGCAGCCUGAUGAUAAAGGAACGAUAAACGAUAUACCAGUGCUACGCAUAACCAGAGUUGGUAAAGAGGCUGUUCACUUUGUUGAGGCAGAGAUUCCAGAAAAUUCCGAUGCUCUUCUCAAAGUAGACUGGCAGCGUAGAUUUGAUCACAUGCAGCAACACACAGCUCAGCAUUUGAUCACAGCCAUAGCUGACCACAAGUUUGGGUUUAAGACAACAUCAUGGAACAUUGUCACAGACAUUGUCACCAUUGAACUAGACACGCCGCUGGUAACUGACGAACAACUCAGGGACAUUGAAACUUCUGCUAAUGAGAAAAUACGGGACUGUGUGCCUGUUAUUGUAACACUGUAUGGUGACAAAACUGAUCCUGAACUGAAAAAGUUUCGAGGGCUUGGUCUACCAGCAGAUCAAGAGGGGCCAGUUCGAGUCCUCACCAUUGAAGGAAUAGAUAGUGCUUUGUGUUGUGGGACACAUAUAUCAAACUUGUCACAUAUUCAGGCCAUUAAGCUGUUGGGGGCAGAGAAAGGCAAGAAGAACAAAAUGAACGUGAUGUUCCUGGCCGGUGGGCGUUUGCUGAAGUAUGUAGGUGAAAGCUUUGCCAGGGAGAAGACGUUAACAGGAAUUCUCAAAGGUCCUGCAGAAAACCAUUGUGAGCUGGCCGACAAGGCUGUCAAAGCCAUGAAGCUGCUUCAGAAGACCAGCAACCAACAGCUGCGAGAGAUAGCCAGUCUUGAGGUGGCCAUAUUUAAGCAGGCUGACCAGAAGGAUAUUGUUUUUGUGAAACAUCGGAAGGAAGGCGACAACGACUACAUAAGUGUGCUGCUGGGAGAACUGGCAGACGAGAAUAUACCAAAACUAAUUAGUGUUGGGACUUCACACGGUCGAGGUCGUGACACAGUUCCCUUCCUUAGUGCCAGGAGUAAGAUCUGUGACUUGUUUGAGGGCAAGGGAGCAGCAAGCAAGGGCCUGUUUCGGGGCAAAGCAGGCAAGCUCACCAACAGACAGAAAGCUGAGUCGCUGUUGAGAGAUUAUGUUAAGGCCCAUACUGUAGUUGAUAAAGAAAUCUGA
This is a messenger RNA of Candidula unifasciata, 1233 nucleotides long. Lineage: Eukaryota; Metazoa; Mollusca; Gastropoda; Stylommatophora; Geomitridae. The record is from the annotation of a GenBank genome assembly.